AUGUUGUCGCCACAUACUUACCAGUUCCUGGUCGGCAUCUUUGCCUCCAUGGGCUCUGCCCUGUACGGUUAUGAUCUCGGUGUCAUCGCCGGCGUGGUGGGCAGCACACACUUCAAUGAGCUCUUCGCCCCGAACACGGCCCAAAGCGGCGCCGUCGUGUCGCUCUUCACGGGCGGUGCCUUCUUCGGCGCCGGCUUCGCGGGUCCCGCCGGCGAUCUCCUCGGGCGUCGGUGGACCAUCUUCCUCGGCGCUGUCAUCUUCAUCCUCGGUGGAGCCGUGCAGACGGCAGCUCAGUCGCUCAGCUACCUGUACGCCGGCCGCGCCUUCGCCGGCCUGGGCGUUGGCUUCCUGACCAUGAUCAUCCCCGUCUACCAGGGUGAGAUUGCCCACCCGUCGAUCCGCGGAAGAGUCACGGCGCUGCAGCAGUUCAUGUUGGGCAUCGGCGCUCUCAUGGCCGGAUGGAUCACCUGGGGAACGAACCACAACCUGUUGGACGACCGCCAGUGGCGCAUUCCCUUGGGCAUCCAGGUGGUGCCUGCCGUGAUCCUCGCCGCCCUGAUUCUCCUGUUCCCCGAGUCCCCUCGCUGGCUUAUCGACCACAACCAGGCCGAGAAGGGCCUGGCGACGUUGGCCAAGCUGCACUCUCACGGCGAUACCAGUGACCCCUGGGUGCAGGCCGAGUUUGCUCAGAUCCAGGAAGCCAUUUCCUUUGACCGCGAGCACGAGGCCAAGAGCUACAAGGAGCUCUUCGUCCACCGAUCCUCGUUCCGGCGGCUCUUCCUGGCCUGCGCCCUGCAGGCGUCCGUCCAGAUGACAGGCGUGUCGGCGAUCCAGUACUUCUCGGUCAACAUCUUCAAGCAGAUCGGCAUCAGCACGGACGAGGCGCUCAAGUACCAGGCCAUCAACAGUAUCCUGGCGCUCCUGGCCCAGGCCGCCUGUAUCAUGACCAUCGACCGCUUCGGGCGCCGCUGGCCGCUGAUCAUCGGCAACCUGGUCAACUGCCUCAUGUUCCUAAUCGCCGCGAUUCUGCUGGCCGUAUUCCCGCCGACCAACGGAAGCGGGUCGGGCAGCGCCGGCUGGGGCUUCAUCAUCGUGACGUGGCUGUACAACAUCUCGUUCAGCUACUCGUGUGGCCCGCUGUCGUGGAUCAUCCCGGCCGAGAUUUUCGACACGCACACGCGGUCCAAGGGCGUGUCGAUCGCGACCAUGACGUCGUUCGCCUUCAACACCAUGAUCGGGCAGGUGACGGACAUUGCCAUUGCCAACAUCGGCGGCUGGCGCUACUUCAUCCUCUUCAUCGUCUGCAACUUCACCAACGCCGUCUUCUUCUGGCUCGUCCUCCCCGAGACGCGCCGCGUGCCCCUCGAGGAGAUGAACUACCUGUUCACCAACGCGCCCUGGAUCGUGCCGGGCUCCGACCGGAGCACGUACUCGGCGGAUUUGGCGGCCGACCUCGAAAGACGCGCCGAGGAAGUCAGGGAGAAGGGUGCGCUGGAGGUACACCACAAUUGA
Molecule: messenger RNA, 1512 nt
Organism: Neoarthrinium moseri
Lineage: Eukaryota; Fungi; Ascomycota; Sordariomycetes; Amphisphaeriales; Apiosporaceae
Exons: 3
Coding region: 1-1512 (503 amino acids)
Biological process (GO): transmembrane transport; carbohydrate transport
Cellular component (GO): membrane
Molecular function (GO): carbohydrate:proton symporter activity
Source: RefSeq, a predicted model, not a curated record